GGUCACCUUCUGAUGACUAAUGGAGAUACCUUGAAGGUGACAGUGCUUAGUAAAACAGAAGAUGGACCACCAAUGGAUGGAAGAAAUCUCAUCAGUCCAGUCACCAUGGCAUAUCAGAAGGGAUGCGUGCUUGCUUCUGGAAUUGAUGGCUUUGUUUAUUCUGUUAUUAUUAAAGAUUCAAGUUACAAAGUAGAGGAUUUUCUUGAGGUUGAAGGGCCUGUGGAACAUAUGAUGUUUUCUCCCAGUUACAAAAUGUUGCUGAUUCAAACAGACCAGGGAUCUGUUUAUAUUUACACUUUUGGUGAGGAGCCAACAUUUGAAAGAGUCCUAGAAUCUUGUGAUGGGAAAUUUCAGGCAAUUGAUUUGAUCACACCUGGUAAUGAAUACUGCAUGACGCUCACACAUUCAGGAGAAAUUAGUGUUUGGUGUAUAGAAGAUGGUGCUUGUGUUAGCAGGGUUUAUCUGAAUACCCCAGCAACAGCUCUGGCUUGUUCUCCCUCCUCCCUCUCUGCAGCCGUGGGGACUGUGGAUGGCUCUGUCCAUUUCCUCGAUGUCCGAGAUGCCGAGUCCCCGCAGGCAGUUCACAAAGCCUUUCUCUCCGAAAUGUCCGUGCAGCACCUCCUUUAUGACCAGCGAGGAAUGUAUCUAUUAGUUGGAACACUGGAAGGAUACAUCUUUGUUAUCAAUGCCAACCCCUCAAGCUUAUUUCAGAUUCUUGGAUUCAUAGAGGUGAACAAAGGCAUUUUACAAAUUUCCACGGUGUCUCUUUUGGAAACAGACAUAGUGGAAGUGAUGGUUCUUUCCCCACUUCCAGAAACAGGAAGAAGCAGGCUGGAGAUAUUUACUCUGCCUAAAAUACUACCACACGGCACAUAGUGGUAUUUGCAUUCUUAAGCUGUACAAAAAAGUGCAGAGUGGACAUUAUGGACCUGGAAUGCUCUCUUUGUCUCCACAUGGAUUGUGGCUCAUAACAACAGCUAAAUGUGGCAUUCUGUGUAUCCGAGAUGUUCAUACUUUGGAAACAUUUGCUCAGUGUCGGAGUCAUUCUCACCAGGCACACGGGAUUCAAUCAGUGAGAAUUUCAAUGGAUGGACAAAACAUUCUGGUGAAUGGGAAAGGUGAUGGCACCCUUGUUUACCUAAGAUGGAGGCAGUUUGGAGGAAACUGAGCCAAUGAAAUUCCUGAAUAUUGCCAACAACUUUUAACUUAUUUAAACAACACCAUGGAUGAGGAGAAUAAUUAUUUAAAUAUAACCCGAGGAGAUGGCUCGGAUUUGGGAUCAGAAUCUGAACACACAAUAAAUAAGAAUAUGAGGUCAAGCAUUGACUCAUUGCAAGAAGAAUUAGUUCAAGUUGAUGAUACAAAGAAAAUUCCAUGGCUACAACAAAAAAGCCAAGAGGCCAUCAAAAAGGAGGUCAAACUGUUUUCUGAGAAAAGGAAAGAGAUUAGAAAAGGAAUCAAAGCCCUUGCUAAAACUGUAAG
Molecule: messenger RNA, 1482 nt
Organism: Manis pentadactyla (Chinese pangolin)
Lineage: Eukaryota; Metazoa; Chordata; Mammalia; Pholidota; Manidae
Product: cilia- and flagella-associated protein 43-like
Exons: 13
Coding region: 13-876 (287 amino acids)
Biological process (GO): sperm axoneme assembly; cilium assembly
Cellular component (GO): axoneme
Molecular function (GO): protein binding
Source: RefSeq, a predicted model, not a curated record